UAUUGCGCACAUAGUUGAAUGUCGUAGUUAAGUUCCUUCGUUUGCAUUUGGUGGCGUUUAGACUGAACUGCAGCGAAGGAAACAUAAUCAAUAGUAUAGAAAACCUCAUCAAUCUCCUAUUUCAAAUCCACACAGUCAAAACUUCCAUUUUAAUUUCACCAUUUUAAAAUUUUGGAUUUGCGCCGGUGUAUUGGACACGAGGUACGAUGGACAAUGCUUUUGACAACCUGGAUGCUGUGGGCUUCCUACAGAUUUGGCAACAUUUCGAUGUUGACGAUAAUGGUUAUAUUGAAGGAAAGGAAUUGGACGACUUUUUUCGACACAUGAUGAAAAAACUUGGGAUGAGCGAUGAAAUAACAGAUGACAAAAUUAGACGAGUGAAAGAAAGGUUCAUGUCAGCUUAUGACACCACAGCGGAUGGUCGCCUGCAAAUCCAAGAGUUGGCCACCAUGAUGCUACCGGAGGAGGAGAACUUCCUCCUACUGUUCCGCAGAGAGACGCCAUUGGACAACAGUGUGGAGUUCAUGAGGAUCUGGAGAAACUAUGAUGCUGACAGCAGUGGAUACAUAUCAGCUAUAGAGCUCAAGGGUUUCCUGCAGGACCUGUUCCUCCAGCACAAGAAGACCAUCUCCCCCAACAAACUGGAGGAGUACACCGACACCUUGAUGAAGAUGUUUGACAAAAACAAUGAUGGCAGGCUGGAUUUGAAUGACCUAGCCAGAAUCCUUGCUCUGAAAGAGAACUUCUUGCUGAAGUUUGACAUGAAUGCUUGCAGUCAAGAAGACCGGAAGAGGGACUUUGAGAAGAUAUUUGCCCACUAUGAUGUUAGUAAGACGGGUGCUUUGGAGGGUCCGGAGGUGGAUGGCUUUGUCAAAGACAUGAUGGAACUGGUCACGCCUACCAUUAGUGGAACGGACCUGGACAAAUUCCGCAAGGUCCUGCUGGGCCACUGUGACAUGAACGGUGAUGGAAAGAUCCAGAAGAAUGAACUGGCCCUCUGCCUCGGCCUGAAAUACUCCAGUUAAUAGUACUAAUUACCCUAGUUAGCACCACAGGCUAACCGCUAACUCAUUGAUAGCAUGCCGCAAUGCAAUAGCUCAUAGCUUUUAGACAACCAAAGAGCAUUGCAUGAUGGUUGGUUGAAAGGAAGUUGUUGCAUAGAGUAGACCCAUUGGGGAAUUUGUUUUGUGAUCCUUCAUUUUGUUUGACUGUAUCUGUUGAUGACAAUUCUGAGUACCUUUGAGAAUGUUGUGUGUGUGUACUAUUUCGUUUGCACGUUGCAUACGCCUGCCUAUAACUUGCAAAAAUAUAGUGGUGAAAUAAGUAUUUGGGGAUUUAAGUUUUGGAAUAUUUGUGGGUUGUAUUGAUUUAAUUACCAUGAUGGUUGCAUUUACUUGUCAGAACUCUGUUGUUUUUAUGUGCAAAUAAUAUGGUGAAAAUAAGUGCCAUUAAUGGUUUGACAUUUCACAUUUCAAUGGUAUUCAAUGGUAUUUGUAGAGAAUGUACUAUCAACAUGUAAGACAAUGUAACAUGUAAUGCAAUACAGUAUGACAAUCUCUGUG
Oncorhynchus keta (chum salmon) is the source of this 1562-nucleotide messenger RNA. Its product is annotated as secretagogin-like. Gene Ontology annotation, molecular function: calcium ion binding. The transcript is spliced from 11 exons. Gene Ontology annotation, biological process: regulation of long-term synaptic potentiation; regulation of presynaptic cytosolic calcium ion concentration. Bases 207 to 1025 code for a protein of 272 amino acids. Gene Ontology annotation, cellular component: nucleus; dendrite; synapse. NCBI's taxonomy places the organism in Eukaryota, Metazoa, Chordata, Actinopteri, Salmoniformes, Salmonidae. The record is from RefSeq and is a predicted model, not a curated record.